Messenger RNA from Hyla sarda, 2778 nucleotides. It is a transcript of the gene POF1B, whose product is annotated as POF1B actin binding protein. Gene Ontology annotation, molecular function: actin filament binding. NCBI's taxonomy places the organism in Eukaryota, Metazoa, Chordata, Amphibia, Anura, Hylidae. Gene Ontology annotation, cellular component: bicellular tight junction; adherens junction; actin filament. The record is from RefSeq and is a predicted model, not a curated record. Gene Ontology annotation, biological process: bicellular tight junction assembly; epithelial cell morphogenesis; actin filament organization.
GUCCCCGCCCCCUUUCCAGUCUGUCCCCGCCCCCUAUCCUGUUUGUCUCCGCCCCCUCCUGUGUGACGGGCUCCGCAGCCUAUAGACUCCCGGGGGGGGAGGUGUGAGAGUUUCUGCCCAAACAAUCUGCAGGAGCUGGAAGUCCCAGUGUGGACGGAGACAAGAGGAAGAGACGCGACUGUCUGCAGGUAUAAAGGUGUUUGACCCCCCCCCUCGUCCUGAGUGAUGUCCACCUCCAGCUACUGGGUGUCGGAGAACGGCAGCCCCUCGGAGAGCAGGGACAACGUCUUCUACGAGCGAGUGAGGACCUACAGUCCCAUCACUAAGGCCGUCCACGUGCUGGAUAACUCGCCCACCCUGUCCCCCGCCUCUCCGGGCCCCGCAACGCAGUCAAUAGUAUGGAUGCCGGAGUCACAGACAUCCCAGAUACAGGACGUGCAGUCACCCGGCCCCUACUCACAAGAAACCAUCCGAAGAUACAUUGUGCAGAACCAGGAGCAGGUGCAGGAUGUUGCGGCUCCGUACACGCAGGGAACGAUACGACGUUACAUCGUCCAGAACCCUGAAGCGGAAAUCCAGACACAUCCUCAAGAGACCAUCCGCAGAUACAUAGUACAGAAUCAGGAGCAGGAAAUCCAGGCACAUCCUCAAGAGACCAUCCGCAGAUACAUAGUACAGAAUCAGGAGCAGGAAAUCCAGACACAUCCUCAAGAGACCAUCCGCAGAUACAUAGUACAGAAUCAGGAGCAGGAAAUCCAGACACCUCCUCAAGAGACCGUCCGCAGAUACAUCGUACAGAAUCCGGAGCAGGAAAUCCAGACAUAUCCUCAAGAGACCGUCCGCAGAUACAUCGUACAGAAUCCAGAGCAGAAUUACAUAAAAGGGAAUGUCGGCUACCUCCCAUCCAAUAACGUCAUUUACGAGAAAACAAUCCGCAGAGUGGAGAUGGCGAAUCCUGAGGUGACAGAACGUCAGGUGGUCAGAGGGAUGAGCGUUUCUUCAAUAAAUGACCAAGUGAUUGAGCAGAACACCCAAAGGAAGGUCUCCGUCCAGUCUUCUGAAGACGUGAUAUCUGAGCCGCAUUAUCAGCAGAAGGUGUCUGUGCAGAACACCGAACACGUACAAAGAGAGUCCACACAGAACAUCGAGCACGUGCAGCGAAACGCCGUGCAGAGAAACGCCGUGCAGAGCAUUGAACAGAUACGGCGCAGCAGCAGCAGUUCUGGCCCGGAGCAGCUGGAUGCGCGUUAUUUCGGUGAACUGUUGGCCGAGCUGAGCAGGAAGAACAAUGAUCUGUACACCUGUCUGCUGCAGCACGUGGAGAAGAUUGGCGGAAGGAGACCAUCAGACUCGGAGUAUCAGUCGGAAGAUGUUGAAUCCCUGAUCCCCAAAGGAGUCUCGGAGCUCACAAAGCAGCAGAUCCGCUACCUGCUCCAGAUGCGACAGACUUCUGAUAAGUCGAUGAGACUGGUGUUAUCCACCUUCAGCAACCUGCGGGAGGAUCUGGGCCAUUUACAGACUGAUUUAAAUAAAUUAGAAACUGACAAGAACAGUCUGGAGAGGGACCUGACCUUCAAGGAUUCACAGAUCAAGGAGUAUGAGACCAUUUUGGCUUCUCUACGGGAAAAGAAUCGCCAGCAGCAGCAAGAACUAAAGGAAAUUCAGAUGAAGCUUCGCAGCUCGGAGGAAACCAUGUUGUCCUUCCGUAAUGCAGAAAGUGACAAAGAUUAUCGCUUGAAGGAGCUGGAAUACGCCAAGAACGCUCUACAUCAGGAGAAUAAGAACCUGCGCGUACAGGUCACCGAGACGGUGUCUAGCCCAGUGCUCCAGGCCAAGACGGACGAGAUCACCAGACACUACAAGGAGAUGCUUGAAAGUCUCCGAGCGGAGAAGGACAAGGAGAUCCGCACUUUAAGGACCCAGAUCACCAAAUUCCAGCAUGAUGUGAUGUCUCGGGAAGGAAGCAGCAGCGAUUUACAGAUGCGACUGCUGGAACUGACGUCUUCCCUGGAGGAGAGAGACUCUCUCAUUAAGAGACAGCAAGAGGAACUUUUCAAACUCCGCCAACAGAGAGACUCCUCAAGUGUCACCAAGGAGGUCAUCACAAGACAGUACAGUAACAAUUACCCCAUUCUCCGGUUGCUCAAUGACUAUAAGGACAAAGCUCCAACAACAGGGACACAGACCAUCGUCAUAGAGCGGCGACAAUCGUCCAAACACGAUUGAGGGAAGCAACUGCUGGAGGCCCAGACUGCUGACAGGUCUCAUCGGGGGAGGGGGGGCGGCUUGAGGCGCCAGACGUCCUGAGUCUGAGUGUUAGAUGUUCCGGCCUUGCACACACCAAGACCAUCGCUGGCAGUGAGGACUGUGAGGCCGUAUUGGUGGUGGUGGGACGGUUCCCUGGGAUCGGGGUUAAAGUCUUUAACAAUAAAACAUGUAAAGAAAAUGGUAGCUUUUUUGGACAUAACAUUGUAUGCACUGAGAAAGUUGAGAAUAGUUUACGCUGCCUUUAUGUUCACCGAUAGCUAUUUUAAAUGUUAGAUUUAUGUAACGAAGACUGGAAUAGCUACUGGAUAAAGUUAUGACUUGGGGUGCAAAUUAUAUAAUUAACUUUUAACAAGAUAUCCACUGGAAAAAAAAAAUGUAUCCCCUAUCUGCAGGGAAUAAGUGUCUGAUCGUGCUGGGACCUCCCGGUAAUCUCCCGUAUGGGGCCCCGGCUUUGCCGUAAUGACGUUUCGCACCCAGCACGUAAGCCGGUCGAAACACCCCCCCCUCUAU